This is a messenger RNA of Serpula lacrymans var. lacrymans S7.9, 1920 nucleotides long. RefSeq lists its product as uncharacterized. The record is from RefSeq and is a predicted model, not a curated record. Lineage: Eukaryota; Fungi; Basidiomycota; Agaricomycetes; Boletales; Serpulaceae. Gene Ontology annotation, cellular component: ARC complex. Gene Ontology annotation, biological process: regulatory ncRNA-mediated gene silencing. The transcript is spliced from 4 exons. Bases 1 to 1920 code for a protein of 639 amino acids.
AUGUCCAUGAGAUUCCCUCCCUUCCCACCUGUACCCGACGGCGUCACCAUCACGCCCUUUGAAGCCUUUGUUCCAUCUGGUUAUAAACAAAGUGCACCAGACUCGGGAGUCGAGGUGGACAGUUGUGAUAUCCCAACGGUAAAGAUAGAUACUGAAGAGGAAGUUAUAAAGAAAAGGAAGGACAAGAAAAGAAGGCGUAAUGCUGGGCAGGGCACGGAUGCAAGCGGCAGACUUGUACCAUGGUGGGAGGAGUGGGAGGAGGGCGAAGAAUCAAGGACGACGAGCUAUCCUUUCAAAAGUUCCAUGAGUCUUGUCGAUCGGGUCCAUCAGGCUGCGGAUGAUUUCAGGAUCGGUCGAACUUGGCCACCCCUUGCAGGAGGUGUCAGGGCGAUAUGGGACCAUUUCCGUUUACACGUCGGUCUUCUCGCCACUUUACCUAUAUAUCGUAAACCCAAAAGUGGAAGCAAAGGUCUUGGGGGAGGCGAACUAUCGGAUGAAGAAGAAGAAACUGGGCCUCAAGCAAAACAUCUUAACCCAGCAAUCAUUCAAGAUAUCCUAGAGGAAAUCCCGCAUCCCGGUAAAGAGCUGGAGCCUCAAGAUGAAACCAGUGACCUCCGACUUGGCUUGCUACGACAAUUUAUCGAUGAUAUGGAGACGUCUACGAAAAUAUUCUUAUCGUUUUACUUGAGGGAAAAAGGGUUAAUAUGGACUGACCGCAAUUUAUCCAUAGCACCUACUCUUCUCCACUUCUUCCUCCGUUUUAUGUUGCGCAAUGGAACUUUCAGUGAAUCAAAAGAACACGAGGAUAAUCUGAAGCGUGCGAUAAACAUUACGAAACUUGCAGAGAAGGAACUGCCUCUCACAUCCAAAAUUGCCAAGUUACUUCCCGAUAAAAUCAGCGAGGCCUGCGUGGGGUGUUGGGGGAAAAUGGGUGGCUUGACCUUUCAAGCAAGUGCCGCAGAGUCUCUGCCAGAGGACGAAGAUGGGAUCACUGACGAGUCGACUGAGAAGAUCGCCCUCGAUCAAGAAGACGAAGGCGUCAAAAAAUUCGCUGAAGAUCUUAAAAGUACAGCAGUCGAGAUCAUCCCAUCCGAUGCCCUGUUCGUCGAAGGCGUUGCAAGGCAGAUCGCGGAUGAUAACAUCGGUUCUGAUGUCCACAUAGAAACGGCCACCCUCGAUGAUAUCGUGAUGGGCGAAAAUAGUUCCGACUUAUUGGAUAAUACUAAUACUGUGCAUGAUACAGCUGGAUUUGAUGCUGAACAGGAAUCGGCGAGUCAUGACUGGACAGUGAUGAUUGAUGAGGAACUCGCGGCUUCGGCGUGGACUAAACCUUCUGCAACAUCGUUGCUUGCUUUCCUCGGACCCACGACUUUCCCGCUUACGCACACAACAGGUAUCGUCGAAUUCUCGACGCGGCGAAUCGUAGAAAUAUUACCACCUAUGUCCACGCACCCUCUCUCAAUUGACAGUCCACAGGAAGGUGUAGAGGGAGAGCUGAAGAGGCAGCUCGCACGUAUUGUGAUGGAGCCCUGGAUUAAAGCUGCGCAAGAGGAAGAUCUAGACCCAGACAUCGGGAAGCCUAUGAUCAUGCCCACUUCACGGGGCUCUGUCGUUCAAAGCUCCUCGGAAAAAGAAGGCGAGGACGUGCAUGCUGAUGUAGAUGCCGUGUCGGUGCGCAGCAAUGAGGGAGUGUUCGAUCCUCAUCGCGACGUUCUCACUGUUCUCGUUGAUCCUUCGACGGUCCAGCAUCUGAGCGCAGGUAUGGGUUUAGCUGCUACCUGGGUUGAGAUCGCUCGGUGUGAGGAUGCGAGGGAAAUUGAAUCACGGGGGGGAAAUAAGGCAGCUCACGCGAGUGACGGAUUGUGGUAUAUGGAAGAUGUGGUCGGUAUUUUCUCUAGUUUCCACACUAAAGGCGAGUAG